Messenger RNA from Clunio marinus, 318 nucleotides. The record is from the annotation of a GenBank genome assembly. NCBI's taxonomy places the organism in Eukaryota, Metazoa, Arthropoda, Insecta, Diptera, Chironomidae.
AUGGAAAUUUUCUCCCAGCUCCAUAAUGUGUGUGAGGGCAUCGCGAAAGCCGGAGAACCAAACAAUAUUUCACCUGUAACACCUGCACAUGUAUAUAUGGAUCCAGCCAUUCAUGCCACACUCAGACGAAAACAACGACGACUAGCACGCGAGAAUCCCGGUGUACUGGCGGCUAUCGCAAAAGGUGCAAACAUGGCAAUCGCCGAAUGUCAACAUCAAUUUAGAAAUCGUCGGUGGAAUUGCUCAACGCGAAACUUCCUACGAGGAAAAAAUCUUUUUGGCAAGAUUGUUGAUCGAGGUGAGUACAACAAACAAUAA